AUGCUUGAUCUCUCUAUUCUCAAGUAUGGCGCCAGACUUUCUAAAGAUGCAGCUGAUUCUCUUUGUGCUCAUGUUUCUACAGAAGAGAUUGACAAUAUUGUUAAAGCUUUUGAUGAUUCAAAAGCUCCAGGGCUUGAUGGCUAUAACUCGGUUUUCUUUAAGAAUUCUUGGCAUAUCAUUAAGCAGGAUGUUUACACUACUAUUUUGGAUUUCUUUGCUAAUGGGUUGCAGACAGUGAUUACUGAGGUGGUUUGUGACUGUCAAGAUGGGUUUGUUCCAGGUAGACAUAUUGCUGACAAUAUCCUUCUUGGUACCGAACUGAUUAAGGGAUAUGGCAGAGCUCAUAACUCUCCUAGAUGCAUGAUAAAGGUGGAUCUAAAUAAGGCAUAUGACUCGAUAGAAUGGGGAUUUUUGAAAAUUGUCUUACAGGAGCUGGGUUUUCCUAUGAAAUUCAUGGGAUGGAUUACGGAGUGUCUAGCUACUAUUUCUUACUCGAUUUUGAUCAAUGGAUUUCUGUAG
Chenopodium quinoa (quinoa) is the source of this 519-nucleotide messenger RNA. RefSeq lists its product as uncharacterized. Lineage: Eukaryota; Viridiplantae; Streptophyta; Magnoliopsida; Caryophyllales; Amaranthaceae. The coding region runs from base 1 to 519 and encodes 172 amino acids. The transcript has 2 exons. The record is from RefSeq and is a predicted model, not a curated record.